This is a messenger RNA of Bactrocera oleae (olive fruit fly), 14857 nucleotides long. The record is from RefSeq and is a predicted model, not a curated record. Lineage: Eukaryota; Metazoa; Arthropoda; Insecta; Diptera; Tephritidae.
GUGCUGCGGCGCGCUCCUACGUGUGUGUGACACGUGAGUGUGCGCUGGCGUUAGUUGCGGCAGCAAAUAGUGUUUGCUUAGUUGUUUGUAGCAAGCUGAUUUUGGUCUGCCUUUUCCACUUUGCCGCUGUGCUGGCGCUCAGGCGGCGCUCACCAGCCAGCAGCCAAGAGCCGAGGGCCAACAUGCCCCAACCCCAGCAGACGCAUCAUUCGCCAGUUGAACGUGAACGUGUGAGGUGGCACGCCAAUCGGUUCGGUUGCUUAGCAGACGCAAAAAGUGUUUGUUUGUUUGUUUGUCGCCUUGUUGUUAUUUUAUUUGCCGACACUGUGCUUGUGCGGUUAUGCGUGAGUGUGAGCGCCGAAGUGUUUGCUGGUGUUAAUGUUUAGCGUUUUCUUUUUUUUUUUUUAAAUCUUUUUACACGUGAGAGCGCCGAUUGUGCGGCUAUAGAGUGCGAGUAAACAAGCAAAAUGUAAACAAAAGCAAAAACAACACAUAAGGUGGUAGGGCAAAAGUUUUGCGGCUACUAAUUCGAUCGGUGCAUACACACAAGCUGAGUAGUGCAAAAUUUCUUGCGCUCGCUAAACUCUCUCAAGCGCUCUCUACCGCUAGCGGUCAAGCGCUACAUUGCAUUCGUAUUGUUGCCAGCGUCAUUUUUGCACUCUAAGCUGCCGUUGACGCGCGCGUCCCCCUCUUUUGUUGUGGAUUUAUUGUGAAAACUGAGUCGCUGGGUCGAUAUGUCGAUCGGCGCUGGAAGUAUGCAAUGAAGUCUGACAAAAGCAUCUGCUCAAUUAAAUGCGAUAAAAAAUAAAAUACGAACAUUAUACAAGUGAGCCGGUAAGCACAAACUAAAGUAAUAACAACAACAAAGCGCAGCAACAACCACCAAAUCGAAAUAGAAAAGUUUAGCGCUCGAGCGUUGCAAAAGCACGAAAGCCUAAGCAGCUGCAGUGGUGUCGAUACGAAACGAAAUUUGUUAUAACAACAACAAUAGCAGCAACAACAAGCGCGACGCUUGUAAAGCGCAUCAUUUGAAUGCGCUGCCUUAGCUGCUCGUUGCUUAGCGAAUUUUGCACAACGCUUUAGUUGUUGUGUGUGUGUGUGCGUGCAUGUGACUGCUGGAAGCUGCGCCGCUCAAGUGCCGUGUUCGCCGCGGCCGUCAGUGGGCCAGCGCUAAGUUGCGAGUUGCUUUAGUAACGCCAACAUUCGGUGUAGUCUGGCGUUGUGCGCGAAAUUGUGAGGUCGUCGCCGUUGUCGUUGUCGUCAUCGUCUUCGUUCAUAUUUUUGGUGUGCGUGCGAAAUUAUUUUGUAGUGAAUUUUCGAAAACACAACAAAACAGGGAUUGUAGUGCAAUUAAACCGUGGCUUAGACCAAAAAUAGUGUGUUGAUUGGAAAAUUGAAUAUAAUGUAGUAUUUACAUUUAAGGCAGUGGUUUUAGACAAGUUAACAGUGAAGCAUUUAAAAUACUAGAAAAAAGUCCUUUAAAGUGUUUGGACGUUUAAAAACGUGAAAAUUUACGAAAAUCUCAUACAACGCUUAAAAGUAACUGCAUUAAAAAUAAGUUUAUCAAAAUUUUUUAAGUCUAAAUUAACAUCUCGAUUUUGUGUUGAUGCUUACCUCUGCAGUGUAAAGCUUUGUAAUGAUAAUUAUUUCAUUUGUAUGUAGAGAGAAGUGUCUAAAUCAAUUACUGUGAAAUUUCAAAGUGAAUUUCGAUGUGCUUCCUUGCAACCGCACAUUUAAAACGGUAUAAUGAUUUCUAUUGCAGGGAUCCGUUGAAGAGACAAAAACCGGCGUGAACGUCGUCUCUCUUAUGUGAUAAUUUGCAAGUCUGCUGUUGAUGUUUUGUGAGAUCCCCACUAACUAUCACUUUUCGAGUGUGUGUGUAUGCAUUUUCUAACAAUUAAAUGUCGAAAAAACAACAUAUUUUCAAUCAAAUUACUUGAAUAAUUAAUAUGAGCAAUAUUUGGGUAGAAAAUUCAAACUAAUUAAUUGAUUAAACAAUGAAAAGCGCAAAUUGAACGCGUUAAUAAAUUUGAAAAUGUGUGUAAAAAUAAAAUAAAAUACUAAAAAUUGUUUAAAUAUAAGAAUACUGCUAAAAAUAUAUCAGCAAACGCAAACGCUGAAUGUUUCUUAAAAAAAAAAAAAUAUGUAGAAAAUAUUUCCUAUUCAAUUUUACUGCGCCAAAAAAGGCAUAUAAAACAAAUAAAAAAGUAACUAAAAAUUUAUUGGUGUAAAAAAGCUAAAACUAAUUACUUUGCGUAGUGUUUAAAAGAAAAUUAUGCGAGAAAAAUGUAAUGAUUUGAAGGCGUAUUUGUGUACCAACUGCACUGCUACAGCGGUAAAAUUUAUAAGAUAAAAACAAAAAUGUACAAAUUGUGGUAUGCUUGAGAGCUCACACUUAUGUGCAUUAAAGCAAAGGACAUGAAGGAUAUCCACCGAAGCUUAUACUAGCUCGUGUUGCUUUUAUAGCAAACACUAGUAGUAAAUACAAAGGAGAGGUUGUAAGACUCAAUGGCAGGUGACAAAAGUUACAACUUAGUGUGAUAAUCACGUGCGUGCAAUUGUGUAAUGUUCUAAAUAAUUUGGAAGCAAAAUACAUGUGCUAAACAAAAACAAUAGCAAUUGCAAGGACAUCAACAAAAAGGGGAUCCAAAAACUAACACAAACACAAAAAGAAAAGAGAUGAUAUAGAAAUAACACAAUGUAAUUCAAAGCAAGACUCAACUGUAGCACAAAGGCGUUCAAAAAAUAUUUUCACUGCACUAACGGCAUAAUUGAAUGUAAGCAACCCCGCCAGUUAGCAAAGCAACAAGAUUCAUAUACAGCGGUCUGCCGGCCUGCCUCUCUGCUUUUUGCAUUGUGUGGCUACUCAGCACAUUGUUGUAGUGCUCAGCACUCACAUACCCACUCGCUCACCAAUCAAGCCAGCGAAGCCAACGAACAAGCAAGCAAAAUCAUUCAGUUAACCAACUAACUGACUGCCUUUUGGCAUUUGUUGCUGUUGUUGCAUUUUUUUAUUUGGACGUCGCCGCCGUCGCAGUCAACGAUUUUACAACAAAACGCAACUAAAUACAUACAUACAUACAUACACAAAUGUCGUUGGUUGAAUGUGUCGAUGACGAUGACGCCCGAACGCUCGGAUUGACUGACUGAGUCACAGCGGCAGUUCAUGCCUUCAUUGUUUAUAGCGGAGUGUUGCUUACAAGCGCGCUGUUGUUGUUGCUGUGAAUUUUGUUUGGAGCACAAACACACACACACACACACACAUAGGCGCGCGCACAAGCAGAGACAUACAACGAACUGUGUGGAGCUUCGCAUGUGGCUAGCGCUGACGUUGGCCGGCAGUUGCAUUCGACGCGCCAACGGAACGGGUCGCGUCUACAGUCUACGUGAGUCUGGCACGACGAGUGUUCGCGAGCACGCGUGUUGUUAAGGUCGUCAGCGCAAAUUUUUCCGCUUAGCAAUACAUCGGCAGCCACAAACACACACACAUAUAUAUAUGUGUGUUUGCGUGUGUAUGUAGCUACGUCGAUUGCCGUUUGUCGUCAGCAGCAGCGUUGUCAACGCCGUCAUUACCAUUGUUUGUGUAUAAGUGCUUUUGGGCUGUAGAUCAUGCCAAAUACGGGCCGGCAGUUGACAGGCUAGCACAGUGUGAAUUAGAAUAGAACCAAGUGACAACGAGUGCUGCUACUUUGGUUUGGCAAGAAUUGAGCGUGUAAAUAAUUUUCCAAGUGCAUGCAAAGCAAAAGCCGCAAAAAAUGCAUAGAAGAGUGAAAACUAAACAAAAUGUGAUUUUCGUAAGGAUUUCGAAGUGCCCACGAGAAAUAAUAAAAAAGUUAAUUUUUAAGUGAAAAGCGUAUAAAGCAAAUUCAGGCAAGCAAGUGCACUCAAGUUAUCAACAAAAGUAAAGUGUAGUGCGUGCAACAUUCCAGUAGCAAAGCAAAAGAACAAACAAAGCAGAGCAGAAAAAAAUUUAAAUAAAAUAAAAUAAAAACAAAAUCGCGUUCACUGUGUGCGUGCAUGUGUUAGUGUGCGAUCAUUUCAUUGUGCUGUGCGCAGGCGUGCACGCCCUACCCUUACGGCAGCUGCUCCCAGUAAGCAACAACAAGAACUACAACAAAACAAUAAAAGCAAAUUAAAGUGUUGUUGUUGUGUGUUUCCUCCUCGUAGUUAUCGAAUUCAGUUUUAUUUGUUUAUUUUUUUGGUGUUUGUUGUUUUUGUGAUUGUUUUGCGCGCGCGCUCAAAUCGCUUUGUUACCUAGCGAAAUGACUGAUUCCAUAAAAUUAUCCGAAAUGCAACGCAGCAGUAUCGAAUUCGAACGUCAACGACACUUGGCCAACUGGUUUAUCAAGAGUAGCCCGCACAUGGCAACACCAACGAGUGUCGCCGGCGUUGCAACAACAGCAACAACAACGGCAACAGCAGCUGGUGCAACAACAGAUAGCACGACAGCUACGACCACUGCGAGCGCAGUAGCAGCAACAACAACAAUAAAAAACACAGCGUCGUCAACAACCAAUCUAGUAGGUGGCAACCAUACAAAUGGCAUGUCGUCGUCGUCAGCCGCCGCACAUCAUCAACAACAGCAAUUGAAUGCUAAGCAUCACAGCAGUUGUGGUGGCGGCAGCAACGUUAAUCCACCGCCUCCUGUCUUUUUCUUAGUCUCCAACAAUGGCAACACAAACGGCAAUCUUGUCAAUGGCAGCAAACACAGCAGCAAUGCGUCACCAGCUGCUACAGGUGUUGCUACGCCGCCCAAUGCGAUAAGUGCUGUCUCCGGCGGUCCGUUAGGCCAUUUCGCGGCGGUCGAGGGACGCAAACCGAAAUUGCGACGCUUCAACUCGCACGACACCAGCGCAAAUAUGUUUUCCGUGGCGGAUUUCGAAAAUGCGCGUCUAGCGCGACGCAAUGAAAUCGAAAUGAAACAGCGCUUGGCACGACGCAUGCGCAUGAGUGCCGGCGGUGGUUAUGGCUCUGCGGCCGGUGUUGGCAUGAGCGCGAAUCUGGCCGGUGGCAGUGGUUGCGGACUGGGAGCUAAUGGCAAUGGCAGCGGUGCGGGCAACUGUGGCAAUGGCAGCAUGUGUGGUGGCGGCGAUUACUCCACCGGCGAUAGCAAAGCAUCCAAGUAUAGCAAUGAGUCCCAGCACGAGCCGCUACCUGCGGACAUCUUUCUCGAUCGCUAUUCGUUGCCGCGCGUAGUGCGUAUCUCGUAUAAGACGAAGUUCUCGGACGAAACGCUGCAGUCGUCUUCAUCGAAUGGCUCGUCCACGGCUACAACACAUACCACCGGCACCAGCGCCUCGAACUCGUCGGUGAGCGCUUGUGGCAUGACGGUGGCCAUUAACACCGGUACCUCGUCAUCGACGGCCUCCUCAAGCGGCAAUGUGAAUGCGCACAGCUCGGGUGCUACGAAUACGAGCAGCAGCGGUGAAAGAGUGACCGCCAAGCACUCCACCUCGCAUAAUACAACAGCUGCUGCAGCAACUGCAGCGUCAGCAUCUCAGUCAAAUACAGCAAUUAACGGUAACGGCAAUGCCGAUGCGAAUAGUCGUGAUCAUGCCGAUCACGGAGAGUUGUUCUUGCUUUAUCGGCUAAUACGCCUGCGUCACAUAUUUCACGGGCAUAAUGCCAAAACGGCGGCGGCGAGCCGCAAGAAAGGUGUGCUGAUUCCGCAAGAGUUUCCAGGCUACUUUUCGCUGCUCAAUGACAAGGGUAUACCUACAGCCACGCUCUACACCUCACUGAUACAGCUGGUGCGCGAACGUGUGUACAAAUUCGUCUCAGUGGACAAUAUGCCCGCCUUCACGGAAUCCCAACCCAACGUAAAUAACCUACCCACAGAGGGUUGCAUACCAAUAUAUACCCAACCACCGCCACCACCGACCAACAAUCGCCCACAGUAUGUGAAGACGACAGCGCGAGGUGGUCAAGUCUUUCGACUGCUUGCCGUUUUCGAAGAUGGCAAACAAGAUCACACGACAAUCGGUUGUACCGGUGGUGUUACAACAAAAGCGAAUAACAAUCAUGGGCGUGAGAAGGAAAAAGGACGCUAUGCACAAUUGCUGAAUGAGAAUCGGCAGGUGUUGUAUGUGUCGCUCUCCACGAAGGGAAAAUUUUACGAGAUCGAACCGGGUAUACCACAAAUACUGCAGAAAUUGGGUGGUAUCGGCAAUGAAGCGAAUAAAAAAGUGAAUCCGGAUUGUGUGCAUCGCAUUACGGCGCUGAUAACGCCACAACGAGAGUUACCGUUAACACUACGUUACAUCUCCGGACCGCAUGGCUGUACUAGCGCGAUACCCGAGAAUGUUUGCAUUACGCACAUAACUACUGAGAAUGUGGUGAUCGCCUGUCCCAUCGAGGAUGUGGAAGUGCAAAGUCCACUGCAUUUACGCAAGCUACAUCUAUCCAAAGAGAUGAAUUUGUUGAAGAGCUCACUCGGUUUCGAGAGCGAACAACGCAUGCUGGCAAAUCCCAAUGUGCAAAAUAUAUUGAAGUUUUGUCAAUUCAAUUGUGAUCAAUUUCUUAAGAUGGUUGAGGUGGAAAUAUUGCACCGUCCAGAGCGCUCUGGUUCGAAGAGUCGUGGUGAAGGUUUGAAGAUAUUGAAACCACUACAUCUACCAAAGCUGCUGCGACGUGAAAAGACCACAAUACCAGCGCAUGAGAAGGAAGACUCUAUAAUCUUUCUCAGCAAAUCGGAUCUCGCUAAUUUGGAGGCAAAGGAAGCAGCUGCACAAGCAGCUUUUGAAAAUGCAGCUAGCAGUACCAACCGCAUUAGUGAUAAGAUGAAAGUUUUUCAAUCGACUAAGAAGAAAUGGUUCCGCAAACAGGACAAACACGCAGCGCAUACAAUGACCUCCUACGAACUGGAUGUGCAGGCGAAACGCAUGAGCAUGGAACGCUAUUCGGAUAUGUCGAAGCUGUUGCAGGAGCGUUUCGGCGAUAAACCAAAUACGCAGCUACAAGACGCGAAUGAAUCAAUUUCGGAACCGAGUGGCGGCGCAUCGGAUAUUGGUUGUUCGGACACGGAGACUACAACCUUGGCGACUAUCGAUGAAAAAUUCAAGAAAGUCGAAACUAGCGGCAACAAAAUGAUAAAAAAAUCCAUGUCGCUGCAGGAUAUUGAGCUUAUUAGCGGCGGUGCUGCUGCACGCAAACCUGAUCUGCUACCAAACACUGAUACCAUCUCAGAGGCGGGCACCGAUCUUGAAGAUCUCGAAAAUCAGGAUCUCAUGCCACAGUCUUUUAUAACUGAAAAGCUUUAUAAUGAGUUCCACGUCAAAACGCGGCAGUACAGCAAAUCAUCAUCGAGCCUCCAUCAACUCUUAAAUUUUUCAUUGCCACAGAAAAUGCAGUUACACGAUAACAAGCGCUCGCUGGCGCAACUGAAGCACAAUGGCAACAAUGGCGUCCUAGCAGCAAAACCGUCAUUAGGUGACAAACGACUUGAUUUCAAUAUCGGCGAACCCGUAACUGGCAGACGUGCUGCUGGUGGGCUUUCAUUGCUUGCUGGCAUUGGCGGUCUGGGUCAUUCAAGCAAUCACACUGCGCUUGCCUCACCGCUAACACCGACCAGCCUAAUUGACGAUCUGCCCUACUCGAGCGUGCGAGAUUCAUUGGUGCUCUCCAGUGACGAAUCGGCAUCGGAAAAUCCAACGGGUAAUAUUUGUCAGGCGCUCAACAUGAUCGACUACAAUAAAGAGAAUAUCUAUGCGGAAAUAUGCCAUGACAAUGUUAGCCACAAUGCAGCAGCAACAGCUGGCACCACAGUCUCGGCUAUGGGCGGCAUUUGUACAUCGGCCACGCGUGACACGUUUUCGGCUGAAACACACUCCACGCAGAUCUCGGACGAUUAUGGUGACUACGCAUCGCUAACAUACACCACAAUCGCACAACCGUUUAACGGUAGUGCGCGCAGCGCGAGCAUUGCCAGCGCUCUCAGCAAGUCGACGAGCGGUCAAACUGUAGUCAGCGCAGCAGCGCCACCAGCAGGACUGGCGAUCAGUCGCGUACAAAUCAAUUGCAGCUCCGUCAGUCCGGUGAGCUAUCACACGGUAUAUUUGGGCGAUGAGCCGCUGCACAACGACAAACAGCGCGAACGUGCGGCAAGGCGUGGCAAAGUGGGCAACAAGAGCCGCGCGCAUGUCACCACAGUGGCGCUGGAAGGCAACUCGGCAACGGCGAAUGAUAUGCACAACAACAGCAACAGUAAUGGCGGUAGUAUUGGCGCUACAGCUGCGAGCAUUGCAAACGAACUGGAGGAGGUGGCUGACAAUAUUUACAAUACACUGAAAUGAUGACUAAUGUGAUUUAGUUGGAAAUUGGGUGCAUCGGUUUUGAGCAUGAUAAGUAACGGCAAGGGGUUCUAUUGAGCCAGCGCGGCGUUGUCAACACACUUGCUCAGCAGAAAUUGUAACUGAGUGCGUGAGAACUAGUGAUUAAAUCUAAUUUAAUAUUAAACUACGAUUCGAACUGCUCGAAAGAGGAAACAGAUAUGUGAUGUUUAGGGUUUUCUAAGCGAUAUUGAUAAAGGUGCGUUUCGAAGGUACUUUUUUUUUUUAAAUAUUGAAGAUACUUAUUAAGAUGGCUUUAGCUUAGUGUGGAUGGCGAGGGAUUUUGUAUUUAAUUAAGUGUAAUAGAUAUAUAAAUAUAUAUAUCAAAAAAAUAUAGUUUUAACCACCAUUAACUCAAAGACAUUCAAAAGUUCGACACUUAGUUACAUUAGUCAACAAAUUUAUAUCCAGAAAGCUUGUGGGAGUGAUUUCGUAUAAAAUUCGGAAAAGGUGCUAAUAACUGUGUUGAGAGUGAAUCGAACAGAUAAAUGUGCUAUAGUCAAGAAUAAUUCUUAGUUAAAAGGGUGAGAGAUUCAGUAAAUUUUAAUGACUUUUGGAUAAAAAAAAGUUCUUGCAGGUUUUCAAAUUCAAUAUGUUCCAUUUGUUAUAAUAGUUCAUUACUGGAAAAACUUCCUCUCUUUAGAACUAUUUGAUCAGUAUAAAACUAUGCAUGUCUUGAAGUCGAAAAGCUCAAAUGGUAGUUUACGUGUGAGACAGAUUUUUCGCGAAUAUCGCUCACGAAGUUUUCUGGAUUGUUUUGCCUCUCAUUUUUCUCAUGAAAACAUAAUAUAAAUAAAAUCUUCAUUAUUUACAAUAACAACAAAAGAUUUACAGUAAAUACACAAACAAAUCCAUGGGUAAUUUAGACGAAAAUCAAAAUGUGUCGCGCAAAUUAGUAUUAACAAAAAAUUCAAUACAAAUUUAAUGAAAUAGUAUUAAGCUUUCUGCUGUAAAAGCAACAAAAUGCAUUUAAACAAAACACCUAAAUUAAAAAGCAUUAAUAAAUAUAAGUAACUGUGAAAUUAGAAGUACAUAGGCAAUCAUACAAAUAGCAAAUCGGUAAAGUAAAUUGUAUACAGCGUAAAAUUUAGUCAAUAACCCUGCGAUUAACUAUGGAUUAAUUGACUAAUCUAAGAUCAACUGCAUAUUAAUUGGCUAAUCUAAGAUUAAUUUUAGAUUAAUCGACUUACCUAAGAUCAAUUUCAGAUUAAUUGACUUAUCUAAGAUUAACUUCAGAUUGGCUGACUAAUCUAAGAUUAAUUUUAGAUUAAUCGACUAAUCACAGAUUUACUUCAGAUUAAACGACUAACUCUAAUUAAAAGGGUUAGUCAAAAAUUCUCCGUUAAAGUUAAAAGCCGCAUAGUUUAUCACUACCACAAUUAAUCGAUUAUUCGCUAUUCAAAUACACUCGUCUACACAAAAGCAUUAAACUACAAUAUUCUUUUAAAAUAAAUUACAGGGCUAUAUUUACUUUAAGAAAAAAAAAACCGCUACCACAAUCAAGAUCACCUAAUGACCAUUGUAAAUACAAAAACAUACUAAUUUGUAGCUGAGCAAAUAUACAUACCUAGAUAUUCAUACAAACAUCAUUGUCGACAUGAAUCACAAAUCAUCAAGCACUUAAUCAAGCCAUCAAUACAGGUGUGUCACAAAUAAAACAUACAAAAAUUCUGCCAGAAGUCUUAAAGUACAGAAUAUAUAUACAUAUAUAAAUAUUUCACAAUCAAAAUUAAAUAAAAUAUCAGCUGUCCUGCAGUGAAUUCAAAUUUGACUCAAAACUCAAGAAAUCUAAAAAAGCUGAAAUUUGUUUGUGUAAGGUAAGUGUAUUUUUGUUUUUGCAACAAAAUUAUUCACGAAAAAUAUUAUUAUAUAGCUCAUAUUUGAGAUUAAAAAAAAAUUUAUGAAAUUUAAUAAUCUCUCAAAAGAAUGGGUGGAGCUUUUGAAGCUUCCAUACCGCUCACCGCUCAUAUUUCGAACUUUUCGAAAUAUUACCUAACACCUGAAAUAUGACAUUUUGAGAAAGCUUGCAGUCUCAAUAGGUGGAAAAAAAAGUUUCCAACUUUCAAAGCUUAAAUCACAUAUGAAAUUGUUUGAAAUAAAUGUGUAACAUUUGUCCCAAACAUAUACAUAUAUACACAUAUACAUAUAUACAUAUACAUGUGUGCAUAAAAUAUAAAUUUCAGUGAAAGCUUGCCGUCCCUAUAAAUAACAAUAAACCGGCGAGUUUCGCAAAGCUUAAAUCACACUUGAAAGCUCUGAAUAUGACAAAAAAACUAUUAUACACUGUAGCAACAAGUUGCGAGAGUAUAAUUAUAGGGCAUAUAUUUCUUGCUAAAAUGUACGUGAUUACUAAAAUUUUUCGUCAAAUAUUUUAGUUUUAUAAAAACUUUCUAAAAUCGCAUAACUUUUGGUGUCUUAAAACAACCGCAGUUAUUUAAGUUAAGAAAGUUGAAACUUAAUUAUGCUCACAAACUCAGCAUAAAGCUUAAAGAGUUGAGGGAAGCUCUAGAGUUUUUAAGCAUAAAGCUUAUUGAAAUAAUUAUUUCAAUGUUUAAAUGGCUCUGAAUAAGUCAAUUUUUGAUUUUUAGUGAAGUGAAUGCAAUUUCAAAAUGUAAAAUAAUAUAAUUCAAAACCUACAACAAAGGAAAUUUCACACCCAAAUCAUACACAGCAUAAGUACACUUGCAGGGCAGUGAGUAUUAUUAAUAUCAUAUCGCACCACUCACAUAAGCAUCAUUAUCGGUCGUGGAAAUCAGUAAUGCCGCGGCACUGCAAAUACUACUGUUUGAAUACUGUAAUUACCAAAUAAAUAUCAAUAGCCAUCUCAGAGCACACAUACGUACUUGUAUAACUGUACAUGCCAUUUCACAAAUACACAAGCACAGUUUAGCAGAAGUUAGAUGUUAUUGAUAGCCCUUCAACCCGACUCAGCAAUCAGCACACAAGUCAAAGUCAUUGAAAUAUCACAAACAAAUAAAAAAUAAAAUAAAAUAAUAUUAAUUGUGGAGAAUUCAAUACGAGUUUUGAAAUCGAAUAUAUGCGAUUGCAAAUUAUAAAUAUGUAAAUACUAUUAAAUUUCGAACCAAAAGCGAUAAGCAAUGAAUUUAAAAUAUUUUCAACUAGAUAUUCGAACUCCAAUAUCUACAACAAUAAAAUAAAAUUAAAUUAUUGAUAUAUGAAUAUUGCUUAUAUAUAGCAUUUUAAGGAAAUUUAAGUAUUCGCUACAACAACAAAUCGGCUAUACGACGUCUGUAGCGUGUGUAAAGUAUUAAAUUAGCGUAAAAGCAUUAAUUUGUAAUUUUAAUUGUAAAUAUUACAACAAUAAAUAACAAGUAAGUUUCAAAAACUAAAAACAAUAAAUUUAAAUAUGUACAGCGGCGGUGCAGCAACACAUAUGUAGUAAAUAAAAAUAAUUAAAUUACAUUUAAAAAUAAUUAUAUACCCAAGCAUGCACUUUUAAGAUUUUUUAAAAGGAUUUUACUUUUCUAGUGUAUGAUUUUGUAAAUUACGUCAACGGCCGACGAAGAAUAGUAGAAAUGACAACUCAAAUGUAAUAUUAAAAAAAUUAUAUAAAUGCAAUAUAUGAGAAAAGAAAAAAAAAUUACGAAAAUAUCGAAAAUUUUAACUUAUUUGCUUAUAAUUGAAAAAAUUUUAUAUAUUUCAAAUAAACAAAAUUUUAUAUUUUUGCUGUAAAUAAUUGCUGUCAAAUUAAAAAAAAAAAAGAUUGCAAUAAAACAUUUUUUUUUUUUUGGUUUUAUAAUUUAAUAACAAACUAAUAUUGUGUAAUUAUGCAUUAUUACUAUUAAAUACUUUUUGACAAAAAAAAAAUUUAUUUAUAAGCAAACACACAAAAAAGUCAUUUUAGUUUGUAUUACCAUAAACAAAAAAUUAUUUAUAACUUCAAAACUUUUUGUAAAUUUAUUAAUUAUUAGAAAUAGUGAUUUUAAGAGAAUGCAAUUUCAUUUAAAAAACAAAAACAGUUUAAGACAAUUUUCGUUUCUUACAAAAAAACUCUUGGUAUACGAUUUUUGGUCUCAAUGAAAAAUAAAUUGAUUUUAUUAAUUAAAAUUAAAAAAAUACAAUAUCCAUUUUAUAUAUAGAGAUUUGCAAACACAGCAAAAAUAUAUAUACUUGUAAUGUAUAUGUUUGUAAUGCAAUUAUUUAUAUAUAUAUAUAUAUAUAUAUAUAUACUCAAAUAUAAAUAAUUGCAUUACAAAAAUAGCAUACAAUUUUUAAUCUUAUACAUGUUUAUAAACAUAUAUAUAUGCAGCAAAAUCGCUUUUAAUUUUUCUCCACAAAAAACAGUUAUUUGUGCUUUAAGUCAGCAAGAUUUAUCUUUUUCGUUGAAUACAAACGAAUUUGGUUCUAUUUAAUUUUAUGUGUAUUAUUAAUUAUAUAUAUUAUUUGUUCCACUUAAGCAUAGCAGUUAUCAAUAUAAACAUAUGUUUACUUUAAUUUAUAACACAAAAAAGGCAAAAAGUAAAACUUAUAAAUACAAAAUACAUAUACAUUUAUCAAAAAAUUCUAUAAUUUUUGUUUUAUUCACCAAAUUUUAUUUUUUUCCAACCAAUAUUAAAAGAAAAACAAUACAUAUACAUAUAUCUAUAUAAAUAUUUAUUAUAUAUAUUUUUUAAUAUUUAAAGAGUUUUUGCACUCCCACUCAAACUAACAUGCAACUGUUAAGAGCUAACUGUGCUCUUCUUAACUUGAGUUAUUUUGUACUUUUUAGAAUUUCAUUUUUAUUAUUUAUUUACAAGCCACGUUUUGCUUUCCAAAAAAAAAACAAAGCUUAGUGAUUUUCACACCAAAUUAAUAUUAGUUUAAGGUAAAAAAUCUCGGAUACGCACAUUAAUAAUCUAAAAUAUUAUAUAAUUAUGUAAAUAUAUAUAUAUAUAUAUAUAAAUGUCUAUGAGAUACCAGAAUCAUACAUACCCACACAUCUAAGCAUAAAAUAUACACCGGAAAGCGGCUAAACGGAAAUGUAUAGCUGGAGAAAUUACCAAAAAUAUAGAAAGUAGUUUCAAGGCCCGCCAUGCAGCUAAAUUCUAGACUACAGUUGGUGUAGAUGCAAGAAAGCAAAAUUUGAAAGGAGAACGCGGACGCAAGCACAAAUUUCGUGUAAGAGAAAACAUGGAAAAUCAUAUCAAAAGCACCAAGAAUAACAAAAAAUUAAAGGACAUACAACAAUAAAAAACAUGAAUAAUUAACAUAUAAAUUAUGGAUAAAAAGUUUUAAGAGGAACAGUAGGGAUCAUAAAAAAUUAAAUAUAAAAUUCCACAAGACAUCACCUAAAAAUAUAAACGAGUAUUUAUAAAAUUAGAAAACUAAUGCAAUAAGUCAUACGAAAUGUAAGCGAACAAAAAUACAAACAUUUAAUGGCAGCUAUUUUACAUUUUUUCAUAAAAUAAUAAACACAUGCAUACAUACAAAAUUACAUAAUGGUAAAUAAUUGAAACGUGUAAGAGAAAGUGUCUAUAGUUGACGUAAAGUAGACGAGCAAUGUUUUUUAACUCAAAUACUUGCAUGUAUGUAUGUACGAUAGGAAAGUAAUUAGCAGUUUGUAGGUACAUAAAUUUUAGAAAUUCAUUGAAAUACUCAGCAUUAAAUCAUUGUAAAUAUUUAUCGUAAAAUAAUCCUUCCUCUCUGCAAGAGAAAUAACUACGCAAAAGCGAGUAAUUGGGUAAUGCUCUAGUUAGAUGUGCAGAAUGAGUAAUCGGUUGUUCGCAAAAUGUACAUAAAUUAGCAUCUUUUGAUUUAUUUGCUAUUUGACACUUAAAUUAAUACUUAAAUAAUUAAAUGGCAAACUAAAGACCUAAUUAAAAAGCAGAUACAACUGAUAUUUAGGAUAAAAUCGGUCAGUCAUUUACAAGGUGUUGUAAAAUUGAAGGGAGUUUAAAAAUUUUUUUUUAAAUACGGUCACAAAAAACUUAAAUUAAAUUACGACCUUUUAAAAAAGCAUUAGUGAGUAGACCAAUCCCAACAGUGUUAGAUCGCUGAAAUAACAGCUCUUGGCCGGAUAAAAUUCGCGUCAAUUCCAAUUUAAAUAUUGCUGUUUUAAGAAUUGUCAAAGUGAUACCCAAUUCCACAUUAUAUACCAUAUGGUAUAUACUAUAGCUGAUUUGUAAUAUCUGCAGUUAAAAUGCCUCUAUUUUGAAUAACAUCAAACACUCAGCAGUAACAAAUAAAUCGAAUUCCAAUUUUUUAUUUGACACAUUUUAUUUUGAAAGUGACGUCACUCUAGCGUUAUGCAAGGAGACAUGUGAGAAGACAAUGUCAAAAUAUUGUGUCUAUAAACAGAAAUUUAUCGAAAUGACAACUUUUAUCAUUAAAUGUUGCAUAAUUGGGAGCGUGAGCUUAAUUAAACUAAAUAAGAAUGCUUUAAUCGUGAUGUCUCGGCGUCUUAUGCAAGAACCAUUCAAUGACUAAACCACUAUAAAUGUUGGCAUACGAAAAAGCACUCAACACUACAUGCUGUUAAACGUAUUAUAGUAAUCGCAUAUUUUUCCAAUAUUAAGUUUAUGGUUUAAAAA